Messenger RNA from Triticum urartu, 1112 nucleotides. Its product is annotated as expansin-A28. Gene Ontology annotation, cellular component: extracellular region. Lineage: Eukaryota; Viridiplantae; Streptophyta; Magnoliopsida; Poales; Poaceae. The record is from RefSeq and is a predicted model, not a curated record. Gene Ontology annotation, biological process: plant-type cell wall organization.
UCUGCAAAUCCACCAAGUUUACACCAUUGAUUCCGCCUGUCCCUCCAUCUCUUGUAGCUCUACUAGUGCUCACUGCCCAUCUCAUCUCAGCUGAGAUGGCCAGAUCCAUGUUGGCCCUGUUCGUCGUCCUGGCGGCGGCCGGCUGCCUCCUGCCGGCGUCCCAGGCGUGGUGGUACCCAGGAACGGCCACGUUCUACGGCGGCGCCGACGGCUCCGGGACAAUGGGGGGCGCGUGUGGGUACGGGAACCUGUACAAUUCUGGGUACGGGGUCAACACGGCGGCGCUGAGCACGGCGCUGUUCAACGACGGCGCGUCGUGCGGGCAGUGCUACCUCAUCACCUGCGACACCGGCAAGUCGACGAUGUGCAAGCCCGGCACGUCCAUCACCGUGACCGCCACCAACUUCUGCCCUCCCAACUGGGCUCUCGCCAACGACAACGGCGGCUGGUGCAACCCGCCGCGCCAACACUUCGACAUGUCCCAGCCCGCCUGGGAGACGCUCGCCAUCUACCGCGCCGGCAUCGUCCCCAUCCUCUACCAGCAGGUGAGGUGCUCGAAGAUGGGAGGGAUCAGGUUCACCAUGGGAGGGUUCAACAACUUCGAGCUGGUGCUGAUCACCAACGUGGGCGGGCCGGGGUCGAUCCGGUCGGUGUCGAUCAAGGGGGAGAGGACGGACUGGAUCCAGCUGAGCCGGAACUGGGGAGCGAACUGGCAGUGCAACGCGCCGUUGGUCGGGCAGGGGAUCUCCUUCUCCGUCACCUCCACCAACGGCCAGACGCUCUACAUGUACAACCUCGUGCCGGCGUGGUGGGGGUUCGGCAUGACCUUCACCAGCAACCAGCAGUUCGGCUAUUAAUUAUUCACCUGAUCAAUAGCUCGCUACUACCUCGCACGUACUGCCGCGUCGAUCUCAGCUAGGCUGCAUAUGGCAAUGGCAUCAAGCUGCAUCGGAUUGCGCGUGUACGUAGCUUGAUUUGCCUGCCAUUUAUUCGUCUGCAUUCUGAAUUCUGAUCUGAAGUUGGGGAUUUUUUCGAUCUUUUUGUAACAUGUAUGUAUAUUCUUUUGUCUCAUAUAUAUAUAUAUAUAUUAAAAGCUAUGAUAUUCGCAUAAA